Molecule: messenger RNA, 1586 nt
Organism: Zingiber officinale
Lineage: Eukaryota; Viridiplantae; Streptophyta; Magnoliopsida; Zingiberales; Zingiberaceae
Product: protein SENSITIVITY TO RED LIGHT REDUCED 1-like
Exons: 2
Coding region: 137-1159 (340 amino acids)
Biological process (GO): microtubule-based process
Cellular component (GO): nucleus; cytoplasm
Source: RefSeq, a predicted model, not a curated record
CCUACACAAAAAAAAUCAACUUUAAUUUCUUGUUCGAUUGAAGCAAGUGAUUCCUUUGCACAGGGAGAAAAAUACCUAAAGUUUCAGUCCGAUCUCAUAAAAGUUUUAUUCUUUAACUAGAUCAAAGUUUUGAUUAAUGACGGCGAUGAGAUUUAGUCCGAAUACCCUAAUUUGGUUUUUAAAUAUAUUCUAUUUUUUUUUUCAAUUUAAGAACCCUAAUCGAUACGUUGCUGUACCCGGCGCAGGAUUUAUGGCCCCUGAAAUCCCCAAUCCCAAUUCCGCCGGCGACUGGACCAUCGUCUCCCGUCGCCGUCGCGGCCGACUCAAGCCGCACCCACCGAAGAACCAACUCACUGCCGGUCACCGAUCACGGGAGGAUCCCCCAUCACCUUGGAUCCCCCUCGACCCCUUCGUCGACCAGGAGCUGCAGUCCAGGCUGCUCCGGAGGAUGGAGUCCACCAUCCAGAGGCUGGAAGGAUCCCCUUUCUACCGGAGGUUCCUUCACCGUCUUCGCGGCCCCCUGGUCCAGCGCGGCCUCGCUAGGGCUCUGUCAUCCGCCUCGGAAAUGCGCAUGGUCGUAUACGGCGUCGGCAGCAUCGAGUCUUCUGCCCCCUCGCGCUUCCAGCUCGCCCUCGCGGUCCUCCUCCGCCGGGAUCUCGGCCCGUCCGUGCCGUCCCUCGAGGUCUUCGACCCGGUUCUGUCCGCCACUGAGUGCGCCGUGUUGGCUGCGCUCGGCGGCACUGUGAUACCGGUGGACGAGAGGGGGCGGAGGGAGGCGAGCGAGCCUACGCUGUUCUAUAUGCCUCAUUGCGAGGCGUCACUGUACGACGGGCUUUUGGAGGUAAAUUGGAGGCCUUCCUGCUUGAAUAGGAUGGUGGUGCUGGGAAACAGCUUCACGGCAUACGAUCAGUAUGUGGAGCUGGGUCGGUCGGCUGCUUCCGCUGCCGUAGAGAUGGCCGCGAGGCGCCUUCUCCAGGUUAGAAGGUAUGUGACGGAAGUGGAGAUGGAGGAGAAGGGGGAGGCUGGAGUAGUCCUGGAGCAGACGAAGCAGGACGAGGAAGAUGGGAUUUUCAAGGCCUUUCAUGAUACAAGUUGGCAUUUCUUCGAGUUGGACGAUGAAGCCAAUUUGGAUUUCCUAAAGCAAGAUUUUUGCGGAUAAAUAUAAAAGGCGUUUUAUACUCGGCUAAUUAUAGCUGGAGCAAUGAUAAAUAGGUUGGACUACAAAUUAUAUAGAUGACUUUCAUGAUGCAUUACAUUGUAAUUUCUUGUGGUUUUUGAGACAGAGAAUGUUCUUGCUUUCUGGCGAUUGCCAUUUACGCAUGGGAGAUGAAUCGUACUACAGAGAGAAACAAAUUUUUUUUUUUUUUGUUGUCACAUUGGCAUUGUGGGAAUUCGGAAUCCAGGAUCAUAACAUUGAAUAUUUACCAGUCAAUUAUACAGGAGAACAGCACAUAGCAACUGCAAGCAGAUGCAAUUAGCAUACAGCACACUUUGCUAAUACUUGUACUAGUUUAGCAGGUCAGGCAAAGAUCUGUGUCCGGAAAGCUCCCAGAUUCGAGAUCACAACCGCGCUGCUGGCAAUAUCU